Molecule: messenger RNA, 1393 nt
Organism: Stegodyphus dumicola
Lineage: Eukaryota; Metazoa; Arthropoda; Arachnida; Araneae; Eresidae
Product: speckle-type POZ protein B-like
Molecular function (GO): protein binding
Source: RefSeq, a predicted model, not a curated record
ACCGUAUGUAGACUAGACAGCAAAAACCCGCAUUAUCAUGGAAAAAAUAUCAUUCGAAUGGCCAAUUCAAAACUUUUCCAGAUUACCUAUAAAUAGUGUUCUAUAUAGUCAUGUAUUUUCUGUCACUAUUCUGGAGUCUUGCCGGUGGAAUUUAAAGUUUCACAUGCGCAAAGAGGGCAUAGAUGGUAGAUUUUUUGAUAUUUUCCUUUGCAAGCUGUAUGAUACUCAAUCCCAACGAAUUUUCGUAAAAAGCAAAAUAUCCUUCGACGGGCCUUCUUUUGAGAAAGUGUAUACAUUCGAAAGAAAGAAAAAGUGGAAAUGUGCACAGUUUUUCCGAAGAAUUUCUCCAAAACCAAAAGGCGACAUGUUAUUACUCGAUUGUGAAUUUAAAUUUUCGAACGGCAGUCAUUCUUCGGAGAUCGUGAAGUCAUCUUUCGCAUUUGUAUCCUCUAUUAAUUGCCAUUCUUUCAAAAAUGACUUUCGAAACCUUUACAGAAGUGGAACGUUAUCGGACGUAAAUAUAGUUACCGGUUCGAAAACAUUCCCGGCACACAAAUUUAUUCUAAGCGCUCGAUCUCCGGUGUUUUCUAGAAUGUUCUUGACCAAUAUGAGCGAGGCGAACAAGAACAUUGUUGAAAUUUCAGACAUCAAUCCUGAUAUAAUGGAUGACCUACUUUUAUACAUGUAUUCUGGUUCCUUGGACAGUAGACUGUGCAAAACUGUUGAGGAGCUGUAUGCUGCAGCCGAUAAAUACGAUUUACAUGCACUGAAGAAAAAGUGUUCCUGCUAUCUGAAAUCGAGAUAUCUUAAUACCACUACUGUAAGCAAUGUCCUUCAGAUAGCCUGUUUGCAUUCAGAUGAUGAUUUGUACCAUAGUGUAUUAGAAUUUACCAAUAAGCAUGCAGAAGAUAUAUUUUCAAGCCAUGAAUGGAAGGAAUUUGUAGAAAAUAACAUAGCAGCAAAACUGUUGCAAGAUUUGGUAAAUAAACGAAAAUAGAAGAAGGAAUUAUUUAUUAAACUUUCUUUCCAGUCUCAGUUUAAAAACAUUUUUAAUAUAUGCCGAAAAAAGUGUCCUUGGUAAGUAACGAAAAAUCAUAAAAAUGGUUUGAAUCUAGCAAUGCUGAUUUCUUUUUUUAAUAUGGAACGUGAAAAUGGAAUUUACCUGCCUUUAAUUGAAUAAUUUCAUUAACAUCAAAAUUCAAGCACAUGGUUGAAAAUUGAAGGAAAUUUCAUUUUCUAUUUAAUGCAGACUUUUAUUAAUUUCUGUUGUACUUAUGUAUUAUUUCGUCGACUGCUGGCGGAAAUUUCGGCAACGGUUACCAGUCUCCAUGUUGACUGGGAAAUGCUAGAGGAGGCAAUCAUCCAUUAUUGGCGUUAAAUCGCUCUAUUUCGC